AUGGACGACAGCGUGGACGUUGCAUCUUCGCUGGAGCUGGUCGUGUGUGACAAAAACCAAUCAUAUUGCCCUCACGACGACAAGGCCAGCCAGCUGCAGUCCGUCUACAUUGGUCAGUCCAUUAAUGUUUUCGUGUUGGUUAAAUACUGCCCAGAACAAGAUCCAAAUUCAGAUUUGGAGGCCUGGCACCGACGAAUAGGUCAGUUGGGUGUACAUGGUUGUUUGACCCCAGCCCCACGACCCGAAGACGACGACGAAGACGAAUCUUCCCUAAUUUGUAAAGAUGCUUCCAUCUCCGAUGAUAGCUGGGAUUUUGGACAGUGCAAAAUAUGCCUGAGUUUUACGGAAGGAUCCGAUUCCAGAACUGUUUCCCUAUUUCACCUGAAACAGAAACCCUACUUUUAUGAAGAGACUGUGUAUGUAAUUCCUUUGAGCCUUAGUCUAACAUCUGUACCAGGAGACUGUAACCAUGUUCAGCUGUCAGUUGCUGUCUGGCUUUCCCAAACUCCAACUCCAACAGAAUGGAUGACACUUGAGAAAGAUUUCUGCCUGAGUCCAGAUUCAUUCAGUGGCUUACCUCCUCCACCAAAAACCGUCACCAAACAGUCAUUGGGUCGUAUAUUAGAUAUUAUUCAACCCCCUCAAGUGAAGUUUCAUCUAACUGAAGCAGCUGGAAAGCAAUUAAUAUUACUUAAAGUGCACAAUUCUACAGAUGAAGAUCUCACAGUUUCCAACUGCUGGGUUUUGCCAAGUUCUUGCCACUGGGCUACAAGAAGUCCCACUGAACCAUCGUGUGAUCACUUAGGCAGAGAUUGUGAUGAUAAUCAUGGUCAGAAAGUGUCACUACUCAAAACCACUAACUCAACAUUCCCUCUUCAGCUCAGUCCCAGAGAAGUUUUCUCCCUUAUCUUCACUAUUCAAGAUAAAGAACUUGAUGGUCCAAACACUUCUUCCUUCUUUGAAAGUUCAUCAUCCUCCAUUUCUGGUAUCUGUUGCUUUUUCAAUGUCACAUACACCAUUUCCAAUAAACUGCAAGAUUUUCUCGCCCUUCGUUUAUAUUGGAGUCCGUCUGCAACUCCAGCUAUAAUGGAAAUGAAAGAAGGUUGUAUAAGGAUUAAGAAACCAAAAGAAAUAACAACCAAUUCUAUUAUUUGUCAAGAUCCUGAUGUUCUUCUGGGGAGUUGUCCUAAAGGUACAACAUUGACAGCUGCUGUAAGAUUCCAGGUCCUCCAACCAGGGUUAUUUGAAGUUGGUCAACAUAUGAAAUUAAACCUUCGAUAUGCUCUACCGUCAUCAACAGACUCUCAGCUCAAUGAUGUGAGCACACCUACUGAUUCAAUUUCCACUCUGUCUCCUGAUGAACAAUUGAUGGCAUCUGAAGAACUGUGGCGGGAACGUAGUGGCAGCACUUCAUCCGUCCGUAGCACUGGCCUCCUUUCUUGUGAUGAGCGACGAAGAUCUUUUGCCACAAAAUCCUACUCUUUUGGAGAUCUGGGACCCGCUUCCUCAACUGACUCUGAUACUGGACGGCAGAAAAAAUUCAAGAAUAUUGAACGAUCACCUAGAGUUCCUCCUCCAAGGCCUCCUCCACCCAAAAGGUUACCAAGGGCUGAGCAAGCAUUGAACAAUCCUCGAAACUUUUUGAAGAAAAGCCACCAAAUCUACAUUCCACAGUUGGAUUUGCCCCUGGGUGCAAUAAACAACAAUAAUCAUCACCAUCUCCAUCGUCAGCCUUAUUCAACUCCUUCAACUCUUCAUUUACUCAGUGAUUUGUGUUGUCUUCUGUUUCCUCCCCUUCUUCUAAUUUGUUACUUGUCUCUCUCUCUCUUUCUCUCUCUCUCUCUCUCUCUCUGUAAUUCAGUCACUAUUAGUGUUUUAGACUUCAUGUGUUGUUAA
This is a messenger RNA of Acanthosepion pharaonis, 1896 nucleotides long. The record is from the annotation of a GenBank genome assembly. NCBI's taxonomy places the organism in Eukaryota, Metazoa, Mollusca, Cephalopoda, Sepiida, Sepiidae.